GGAACCGCUCUUGGGUCUUCAAUAAUGGGAAUGCCCUAGGCGGCACAAGUUACAACAGGCGCCUGACUUCAGUUUCAGCAAUCAAUCUUGCCUAGCGCAAAGCACUUGGUCGCACCUUGCCUCUUGGUGUUUGCUCCUCCACUCGUGGCAUUUAAGACCUUCGCCUCCAAAUCAGUUGCCUUCUUCCAUUGCCUUUAAGGAACGAGAGCCGACUGGUCAGGUAGCCUCCGGGCCUGCAGCAUAUUGCAAGAAAUCGCCUCCACGAUGACACCGCCACUAUCUCCAAGCCGUUCCUUGCUCGGGUCCCUAAGGGACAAGCUGUCGAAGAAGUCACGUUCUCGCUCACCGAGCCCGAAUCCGAGCCCGAAUUCCAACAACCCGUUCAGCCCGGCCCCACAGUCUUUCAAACCGGGGCCCAAUGACCCACCUCCGCCGCCGUACUCGGCAAUAGCCCCGACCGCCGACGCCGGUGCCUCGUCGUCCGCGGCGAACCCCAGUAUCACAAUCAACAACGCCCCGGUGCCGGACCGGGCCCCGUCGCCGGCACCGUCGUACUCCAGCGCGCGCUCCGACCCGAGCAUCACCUCCCCCGAAGACCCGUACGCCUUCCUCAGCGCCUUCGACACCAUCUUCCUCGUCGACGACAGCGCGUCCAUGCAGGGCGCAUCCUGGCGCGAGACCAAAGAAGCCAUCCGCGCCAUCGCCCCAACCUGCACCGCCCACGACGAGAACGGCAUCGACGUCUACUUCCUCAACGCGCGCAACACUUCCAACAGCAGCAACACCAGGUACCGCACUUCCCGUUUCGGCAGCAGCAGCAGCAGCAGCUACUCCACGGGGGACAACAACAACAGCAGCGCGGGCGGCUUCUGCAACAUCAAGAGCGCCGACCAGGUCGAGCGGCUGUUCCACACGGUGCGCCCGGCCGGCGGCACGCCGACGGGGACGCGCAUCAACCACAUCCUGAAACCCUACCUGCGCGAGUACGAGGCGGCGGUGGCGCGCACGGGCAACCCGGACGAGUGCGGCGUCAAGCCGGUCAACAUGAUCGUCAUCACCGACGGCGUGCCGACGGACGACCCGGAGGCGGUCAUCCUCAGCCUGGCCAAGAAGCUGGACAGGCUGGAGGCGCCGCCGCAUCAGGUGGGCAUCCAGUUCUUCCAGGUCGGCCGGGAGGCCGGCGCGGCGGCAGCGCUGAAGGAGCUGGACGACGGCCUGGCCGAGCAGGGCGGCGGCGUGAGGGACAUGGUGGACACGGUCACCUGGGACGGCAGGCAGGGGUCGCACCACGUGCUGUCGGCGGAUGCUAUCCUCAAAGUCGUGCUCGGUGCCGUGGUCAAGAGGUUGGAUCGGCGGCGGAUCAGUGUUGAGUCCGGACGGAGUCGGAAUCACCUUGCUCCGUAACUUACCGAAACAAAGGGGAGGAGGGGAGGGGGGGUUAGAUCUGAGUGAUCGAUGGCUUGCGCAGGCGUUAGGAGUUGAGGAUGGGAAGAAGAACGCUGGGGAACAUGGCUUUUUUUUAUAUCUACUUUUUGCACGGUAUUGGGUUUCCCCGUCUAUCUCUAUCCUCGCUGCUUCAGAUGCUCGUGGGAGGUUAAAAGCAGGACUAGUGCGAAUACCGCAUGAGAAUGAUGCUGCCAUAGUGGGUAUGGCUAGGUUGAUAUCCAUCAAUACAGAACGACAUCGGAUUGGCCUUAACUUCUUGCAGUGACGACG
Messenger RNA from Chaetomium strumarium, 1716 nucleotides. RefSeq lists its product as uncharacterized. The transcript is spliced from 2 exons. NCBI's taxonomy places the organism in Eukaryota, Fungi, Ascomycota, Sordariomycetes, Sordariales, Chaetomiaceae. The record is from RefSeq and is a predicted model, not a curated record. The coding region runs from base 265 to 1404 and encodes 379 amino acids.